AUGUCGGUGAUCUAUCGUGAGCGAGAACGUGAGCGAGAGCGAGAGCGAGAGCGCGAUAGAUACGAUGACUCGAGAUCCAGCAUUUCUUCUUCUCACCGCGGAGGCAAUUACACCACCGUCAAGCGAUACAGGGUAACUGAUGACGAUGCUCAUUCUACCACCUUCGAUGGCAGGCGCUACGGUGCUCGGGACCCCCCAGCUCGUGUCGAAGAGACAAGAAUAGUGAGGAGGGAGCGAGAAGAACCGGAGCCUCGACCAGAACGGGUAGAAGCCAGUUACACUCGUCGCGAGCGAGUCGAGCGAGUGCCAGAUGCCCGUUAUGAGGAUGAUAUCGUCAUCCGUCGCACCAAAGAGAUCGACGAGCCUCCUCGACGAGAAUACAGAGCUCCACCACCCCCAGAAACCGUGACUGAUAGAGAGCUCGUCAUUCGACGGACCGCUGAGAAGGACGGAUUUGAGCGUGACAAGAAUUUCCAAGUCGAAAGAUACGAGGAUCGUCGAAAAGAGUUUCGUGACUACGAAGUCAUCUCUCCUUCCCGCGAAGACUUUGGAGAUUUGCAGAAGUACUCAAGAACCGCCGAGUACUACGCUCAGCCAAAUGCACCCCAGACCAUCGUUAUCCGUAAUGAACCCAUUAUUAUCCGUGAAAGAAUCCGCGACGAUGACUACGCCUUGAUUCACCGAUCAGAAAUCGAGGAGAGGCAGAUCUCCAGAAGAGAACCAUCGCCGCCCAAGAAGGAAGAAUUCUACUAUGAGAAGAAGACCGUGGAGAGGGACCCCAGAUCAGUCGAAAGAGAAGAAGAUUUCUACGCCCGGAGGGAGGUUAGCCCUGGCGACUCCAUCUCUCAAGUUGGUGUCGGCGUUCGUCGCCGUUCACGUUCUCGAGGUCGUUCUCGCUACUCUGAUAGUGAUGAGAGCAUGGUCUAUGUGCGCAAAGAGGUCAAAGAGGUCAAAGAGACCAGCCGAAGCGAAAGCCCGAACCAUCGUCGACAUCUUGCUGAAGGUGCACUUGCGGGCUUUGGUGCUGCGGAGCUCAUGCGCCAUCACAAGAAGAGCCAAGGGAAGGAGACCUCGGGUCCUAUUGCAAGACUGGGAAAGGACGUUGGUGCGGGCGUCCUGGGAGCUGUUAGUGCUACCGCAAUCUCCAGAGCCAGAAGCCGACAUCGCAGCAAGAGCCGUCGACGAGAGCGCUCGGAAUCAUCUGAAAGGAGUGGUCGUCGUUCACGACGUCACCGCAGUCGCAGCCGCAGCCGCUCCAAGUCUCGCUCUGAAUCUCCCGCCGGUACAGCCGUUGCCGUUGCUAAAAGGAGGAACAAGAAUGAACCCGAAGACCGUCGCAGCAGGUCGAGACAACGAAGACAUUCAGCCUCGGAGGCCACUGAUGAUGCUCGCAAUCCCGCUCACCGCAACAAACGUAUUGCCGAAGCUGGGGCUGCUGGUGCCGCUAUUGCAGGUCUUAUCGAGCGUGCUCGCAGCAAGUCACGCAAGCGCGAAGGCAAUGAACGUUCUCGCAGCAGGAUUCGGACUGGUCUGCCUAUAGCAGCCGCUGGUUUGGGUAGUGCGGCAAUUGCUGGGAUUUACGAACGCAACAAAGCCAACAGGCAGGAUGAAGCAGCCAUCGCUGCUGAGAGAAGGAAAUCCAGGUCACGAUCACGUAGCCAUGCACGGUCUGCGUAUGGUGAGGCACCACGUGGAAGUAUUAGCGAUCCAAAUCUCAUUGAGUAUGGUAAUGGCCCGAUGUAUGGCAACAUCCCACAAGCCGAUUAUUACGGCCGUCCUGCUCCUCAUGACCCAUAUCAUAACGAAGCAAUGGUACCAGCAGCAGCAGCUGGGGCUGCAUACGGCGCACAUAGAGAGGCACGACGAAGCCACAGCCGUGAUCGACGUCCGUCAAGUAGCGAGGGCUCUGAUGAUCGUAGACGACGCAGACAUCACAGACAUAAUAGAAGCCGGUCCAGGGACAUUGCAACCCCGGCUCUCGCAGCUAUUGGUGGAGGCAUUGCAGCGACCGAAUAUGCUAAGAGAAAGGAGAAGAAGAAGGCGGAAAAAGCGCGAAGACGCUAUGAAGAAGAGUAUGGGCAUGGGCAUGGACAAGGACAAGACCCCUAUGAGGAUGAAUACGACCCAGUCCAGCGGCGCUAUACGCCCACUCCUCCUUCCUCAGCCGAUCCGUAUGGAAAUCCUAACCAAUAUUAUCGGUCUGAUGAUCAACUACCUCCUCCACCAGGCUCGGCUCCUGCGCCGCUAUAUCCUCCGCAGCAACCCCCGGCUGGUUAUCAACAGCAAGGUCCUUAUCCUGCGCAGCCAAGUUACAAUCCGGCAGCCUAUGCGCAGCAACCAGGGGCCCCACCCCCUAUCAACCCAGCAUAUCCUCCACAAAAUUCAGCUUCAAGCGCAGGCUUCCCCCCCGCAACGCCGUUCGCAUCCGGUGGCAAUGGGGAUCCUAGAUUGCCUCGAGGUCGUGGGGAUGAAAAUGUGAGUGCUCCGCCAAAUGGCAAUUUCUUUCCUGGCGAGCCUCGCCACGCCUUUCCGGAUGGUGUAAAUCAAGCUCGCGUUCCCUCUCCGCCGCUCCAGAAUCCGUCCAUGCCGCGAUCAAGCUCUCAGCCUCCGCCUGCACCAAAGAAUGUGGCAUUUGACCUCGGAUCCGACGGCUCACAACUCUCAAGUCCCGAUAAGAGAAGACAUAAACGGAGAGGAGAAAGCAAUCGUGGCUACGAAGCGGAAGAUGAUUCCGAGUCCACCGCUGACGGCCGUGAUAAACGCUACCCUACCCACCAUCCCAUUUCCGAAACCGAGUCUGACCCUGAGAAAUCCGCUCGACAUCAAAAAUCACAUCGUCGACGCCACCACCACCAUGAUGACGACCACCAACACAACCACGCUCGUCCACGCCGCUCUUCUAGAAAUUAUGGCGAAGCUCCCUCUGCUACUCGCCCCGACAGACCACCUAGCCCAACCGGUUCCGAUACCACCAUCGUUCUGCCUGACCGUUUUGAUAAAGAAGGCAGACCUAAGCCUCAGCGGGGAGAUGAUGCUGUUGCCGAUAUAUUCGAAGAUCUCCUUUCUGGCAAGGGGCCCGGUGGGAAGUAUUUCAAGAAAAUUUUUGGUGGUAGUGACGACGAUGCAGGCGCCAGGCGGAGGCGAUGA
Molecule: messenger RNA, 3147 nt
Organism: Endocarpon pusillum Z07020
Lineage: Eukaryota; Fungi; Ascomycota; Eurotiomycetes; Verrucariales; Verrucariaceae
Exons: 3
Coding region: 1-3147 (1048 amino acids)
Source: RefSeq, a predicted model, not a curated record